This is a messenger RNA of Adineta ricciae, 882 nucleotides long. The record is from the annotation of a GenBank genome assembly. Lineage: Eukaryota; Metazoa; Rotifera; Eurotatoria; Adinetida; Adinetidae.
AUGGGUACAAUUGGAAACAUAUUGAAUAUUGUUACAUUUUUAUCCCAAGAUUAUCGAACAAAAGCUUGCAUACUUUAUCUGAUUUUUUCUUCGUCAAUUAAUAUAUGUUUCGCUAAUCUUUAUCUUAUCAUUUAUCUGGUAGCACAAUAUUCAGGAGUGAAUAUUAUACAGACAAAUCGUCCAAUGUGCAAAAUAUUUGGUUAUAUUUCGGUAUGUUCAGCAGCAAUAACAGCAACUUGCCUGUUCUUAUCAACACUCGAUCGAUGUUUCUCAACAUCACGAACUGUACGUUACCGACAACUGAGUAAUUGGUCAUUAGCUCAACGUCUUUUAAUUAUAACAGUGUUAUUUCUCUUAAUUUCAAGUAUCUUUUCUCUGAUUGUCUAUGAUCUUUACAAUGGUAUGUGUACAUCAGCCCCUGGUCUAGGAUCGAUCGCUGUUAUUGUUUAUGCAAAUAUUUUUAUUACUCUGAUUCCUCAUGGUGGUAUGUUAAUUUGUGGUAUAAUUACAUGGAUAAAUAUGCGACAAAUGACAAAUCGUAUUAAUCCAGAUUCUGGUGCAAGUAAUGCAACAUCUGCGGUUCAGAAAAUGAAUCGACAAUUACUUAUUCUAAUAUUUAUAGAGGCUUUGGUGGAUAUAAUAUUAGAAGUGCAACGUAAUAUUACAGCUACAUACAAUUUAAUUACUAAUUCAAUAGAGAAAAGUAUUGAACGGCAACAAAUUGAACAUUUUGUCAUACAACUGAGCAUUAUACUUUAUACCGUAAAACAAGGCAUGUCUUUUUAUAUUUAUUGCUUUUGUAGUGAUAUAUUUCGAAAAAAUUGUCGAAAAUCUUUGAAAUCAUUAAUGAAUAGACUCUAUUGUUUCAAUCGGCAUGACUAA